Molecule: messenger RNA, 1149 nt
Organism: Brugia malayi
Lineage: Eukaryota; Metazoa; Nematoda; Chromadorea; Rhabditida; Onchocercidae
Exons: 8
Coding region: 1-1149 (382 amino acids)
Cellular component (GO): endoplasmic reticulum
Molecular function (GO): dol-P-Man:Man(5)GlcNAc(2)-PP-Dol alpha-1,3-mannosyltransferase activity
Source: RefSeq, a predicted model, not a curated record
AUGAUAUCUUCACUGAUUACAUUUUUAUUUCAUAUCAAUCCAAUAAAUUUCAAAUUAUUUGCUGUAUUUUUAUGGAUAUUUGAUGCUGUUUUAUGCACGUUAGUCAUCCGAAAAGUACCAUAUACCGAAAUAGAUUGGACUACUUACAUGCAACAGGUGAGUUGCUAUGAACAAGGAAUUCGUAAUUACACAAAAAUUGAAGGUGAUACCGGUCCUAUCGUGUAUCCAGCUGGUCAUAUUUGGUUUUAUUUAAUCCUUUCUCAUAUCACCAAUCAUGGACAUGAUAUCCGUACGGCUCAAUAUAUUUUCGGAUUUCUGUAUUUGACAAGCUUAUUAUUAGUUUUUCGUAUAUAUUAUAUGAGCCAUAGAUUGCCUCCAUUUGUACUAAUUAUACUGUGUUGUAUAUCAUAUCGAAUUCAUUCCAUCUAUCUUCUUCGAUUAUUCAAUGAUCCAGUUGCAAUGUUGCUCUUUUAUUUGGCUGUUAAUUUAUGGAUUAGUCAUUAUUUUCAAAUUGGCUCCAUAUUUUAUAGUUUGGCUGUAUCAGUGAAAAUGAAUACAUUAUUGUUUUCUCCAGCACUUUUGUUCAUUCUUCUUUUGAAUACUGCACUUCCGUUCCUAUUGCAUGAUCCAUUCUCGUACUUGCAAAGAUCUUUCGAUUUGGGCAGAGUUUUUCUCUUCAAAUGGACAGUGAAUUGGCGUUUUUUAUCAGAGGAAAUAUUUUUGGAUCAUCGGUUUCACAUAUUCUUACUAGCCACUCAUAUUAUUUUGCUUUUCUUUGCUGGAUACUUAUGGUUUAGGUACUUUUUUUUUUUCAUUCAGCUUUGGUUUCUAUCAACUUUGUUCACAGCAAAUUUAAUUGGUAUAUGCGUUGCUCGGUCAUUGCAUUAUCAAUUUUACAGUUGGUACUUUUAUACAUUACCCUAUUUGUUGUUUGCUGGUUUACCGUUCCAUAGUGAUUGGUUUUUCAAGGACAGAAUAACAUCCAUGCAAAAAUGCUGUAUUCUUGUUGGAAUUGAGUUAUGCUGGAAUACCUAUCCUUCGACAGUUAUCAGUUCAGCAAUGCUUCAUUGCUUUCACAUUGCUAUAUUUUGCAUAUUGAUACAUGAUUAUUAUAAUGAUAGUAAUCUGAAAAUACAUAAAAUUACAUAA